This is a messenger RNA of Cladophialophora bantiana CBS 173.52, 1635 nucleotides long. RefSeq lists its product as uncharacterized. Gene Ontology annotation, molecular function: hydrolase activity, acting on carbon-nitrogen (but not peptide) bonds. Lineage: Eukaryota; Fungi; Ascomycota; Eurotiomycetes; Chaetothyriales; Herpotrichiellaceae. Bases 1 to 1635 code for a protein of 544 amino acids. Gene Ontology annotation, biological process: carbohydrate metabolic process. The record is from RefSeq and is a predicted model, not a curated record. The transcript is spliced from 5 exons.
AUGAAGCCUCGAUUCAUUCUGCUUGCUGCCCAUCACGCAUUAGUUUAUCUGGCCUCAGCUACGGCGGCACCUCCCAUUGAUUCUCUGACCUCCUCCGACCUUGGCUCUAACGACGAGCUAUCUGCACUGUUCGAUGCCGAGGAAGAGCAAGCGGAGCUCAUCGCUUGUGGAAAUAUGACUGGAACGGCGUGCCCUCCAGAUGGCGAUGGCAGUGGCUAUUGCUGCUCAUCGGAUGUGACGGGGAGCUUUACUGCGGUAAAGGUUGUCAAAGGGAAUACGGGCAAGUUUGCAGAAGGACAACACUCGCACGAAGUGUCUAACGUUGCCACAGCAUAUGUGAUGUCGAAGAUGCCACAGACCAUCCUCCUAUUGUCAAGUACUGUGGUCCCAACUAUAAUGGACAACGUUGCAGCAGCGGAGAAUGUUGUUCUUCAGAUGGUUUAUGCGGCAUAUCCAACGACUUCUGUGGCGAAGGGUGCCAAGCAGCUUUUGGGACCUGUCUUCAAGGGAGUGGCUAUUCUUUGGCAGACUGUUUGCCUAGCUGACGUAGUGCAGGGAACCGGCGCCGAUUUCUGUUCUGUUCCUGGGAAUUGCCAAGAAGACUUUGGCAUUUGUGAUUCUGACACCACUCCGGCAGGGUACAAUAUGUCAGUGGAUCCAAGACGAGAAAAGGGCCAGAUCGAAUACGGACAAUUCAUCAGCAACUGCUACAUUCCCCGAACUAUUGCUCUUACAUACGACGACGGUCCAUCGGAGAACACCGAGGAACUGCUGAACAUUCUCGACGAAGCUGGUGCAAAGGCGACCUUCUUCAUUGCAGGGAAUAGCAACGGCAAGGGUCCCAUAGACACCACGUCCAAAUGGACCGAUGUGAUCAAACGUAUGGUCGAGGAUGGCCACCAAGUUGCUUCUCAUACCUGGUCUCAUCCGGACAUGGACGAGAUGGGCUCGCAAGAUCGCCGACUUGAUAUGGCCAAAAACGAAAGAGCUCUAGCCAAUAUCCUGGGCAAAUACCCAACAUACAUGCGGCCGCCUUACCUCCAUUGUAGCAAUCAGAGUGGUUGUCUGAGUGACAUGAGAGACCUUGGAUACCAUGUCAUUUCAUAUGCAUUUGACAGUGGCGACUGGAUGGACCCCAACAAUCUCACUGCAAUGACCGAGAGAGUUGACCGUGCCUUCCAGAGCACGGAUGUGCAAGAGGGCAGGAUGUUGCUGAUCCAGCACGAUACCAUUCGCAAUUCAGCCAUCAAUCUUACAAAACAUGUUCUAGACACGAUCUCCCAGAGAGGAUGGAAAGCUGUGACGGUCGGAGAAUGUCUCGCUGAUGAAUCUGAACGCUGGUAUCGGGAUCCUGCUUGGAUCAGCGUCGCCUCAAGAUCGAAGAGGGGCUGUGUUGUCUCAGGUAGAGAUUUCUGUGGGGAAGUACGGAGAUUCCACACCAAGGUCGAAUGCUUUAGAAGCAACACCCAAUGUGAGCAAGAUGCCUUAGAGUGCAUGAACUCUGGAAGGACGGACAAGAAGGACUGCGAAAAGCUGGAAACGAUCUGCAGCAUGCAGUUCCUCUUCUGCUCAACAUGCGGAGAACCAGAACCUCUUUGUGAUAUUGAGAACUUCAACGUCGACAAGCGAGCAUGA